CGUCGUGUCUACCCCUCACCCAUCUAAUGACAGCUCCUAAAUUACAUAGACACUUGGCAUCAUACCACAAGUUUUCCGAGAUUGAACGGCAACAGAUCCAAAAAGAUCUUUUAAAAUGGUUUGACCUCGAAAAACGUACACAUUUACCAUGGCGAAAAGAAUUUGAUCACACAUUGGAUACAGAACAGCGUGCUCAACGUGCCUACGAAGUGUGGGUUAGCGAAAUUAUGUUACAGCAAACUCAGGUCGCAACAACUAUUCCCUACUAUAAUAAGUGGAUGACCAGCUUCCCCACUAUACACGACCUUGCCAAAGCCGACAUUGAGACGGUGAAUAAACUCUGGGCCGGUCUUGGCUACUACUCGAGAGCAAGGCGACUCUGGGAAGGUGCUCAAAAGAUAUGCAGAGAAAGCAACGGAGUGCUUCCAAACACGGCCAAAAGUCUGGAAGAGAAAGUCCCUGGUGUAGGAAGAUAUACAGCUGGUGCAAUUGCCUCCAUUGCAUGGGGACAGCAAGCUGGAACUGUUGAUGGUAACAUUGCGCGCGUAUAUAGUCGAUUGCGUGCUAUUGGAGGAGAUCCAAAGGGCAAAAGUACUAUAGAGUUACAAUGGGCUCUUGCAGAUUAUAUGGUACCGCAAGAUCGACCAGGUGAUUUUAAUCAAGCAUUGAUGGAACUAGGAGCAACCUUAUGUACACCUCAAAAGCCAGACUGCAAACAUUGUCCAGUGCAGAAGAAUUGCAGAGCUUUGGAGGAGGUCAAAUCAACUCAGAAACUACUGAGCUCUGAAAAACGGGUAAAGGAUGAAUCCGAUGACGAAAGUGAAGUUGAUAUUGAAGAAUGUCACGUUUGUCUUCCGAACGACAUUGAUGAUGAACUCAGCGUUACUAGAUAUCCUAGAAAAGCUGUAAAAAAGGCUCCAAGGGAAGAAGAAUGUGCUGUAUGCAUAGUAGAGAAAAAACCUGCGGACUCUAAAAACCCAUUGGACUCCAAAUUUUUGCUGGUGAAACGACCCAAGACAGGGUUACUUGCUGGUCUGUGGGAAUUCCCCUCCGUUGAGCUUAACGAAACAUGUGUUGCUGAGAAGAAAUCGGCGAAGAAGAGAAAACCGUCCAAAGCAGUUGUGUCCAGCGAUGAUAGCGAAGAUGAUUAUGUUCCCGAGCAGAAAUCAGGGUCUCCCACAUUAAAGCUUCUUGCUAAGGACAGUGAUGAAAGACAGGCCAUCAUGGGCAAGCACCUGAUGACUACGUUUGAUAUUGAUUUAGACAGUUGCAAUAUCUUGCGCCGAACAGAGCUCGGCAGCGUUGUGCAUCUGUUUUCCCACAUCCGGAAAACAUACCACAUGGAAUACCUGGAAAUUGAUGCCGACAGUAUCGAUGAUGUGGAAGAUACAGAUCAAGUUCAGUGGAUAAGCCGAGACGAACUCGCCCUUGCAGCCAUCCCUACAGGACUGAAGAAAGGCAUCAAGCUCAUGGAGAAUUUAGCGACUGUAGGCGCAGAGAAGAAGAUCAAGUCAACUCCACGAAAGAAGGUUAAAAUUGAAAAAGAUCCUGCUGCUGGCACCAGAAAUCUACUGUCAUUCUUCCAACAGAAGCCCAAAUAAACGCAUGAUUCGUACUACUGUUUGUACUAACACCAUCAGGAAUUCUGAAUGUUCGAUGUACUGUACCUUUUCCUUGGCAGGCGUUAGCUUUGUGUUUGGCAUUGCAUUGGAUCACCGACGAUCAAUCCAAUGUUU
This is a messenger RNA of Umbelopsis ramanniana AG, 1736 nucleotides long. RefSeq lists its product as uncharacterized. The coding region runs from base 27 to 1601 and encodes 524 amino acids. NCBI's taxonomy places the organism in Eukaryota, Fungi, Mucoromycota, Umbelopsidomycetes, Umbelopsidales, Umbelopsidaceae. Gene Ontology annotation, cellular component: nucleus. Gene Ontology annotation, biological process: base-excision repair; mismatch repair. The transcript is spliced from 8 exons. Gene Ontology annotation, molecular function: purine-specific mismatch base pair DNA N-glycosylase activity; adenine/guanine mispair binding; 8-oxo-7,8-dihydroguanine DNA N-glycosylase activity. The record is from RefSeq and is a predicted model, not a curated record.